Tarenaya hassleriana is the source of this 2394-nucleotide messenger RNA. RefSeq lists its product as uncharacterized. The transcript has a single exon. Lineage: Eukaryota; Viridiplantae; Streptophyta; Magnoliopsida; Brassicales; Cleomaceae. The record is from RefSeq and is a predicted model, not a curated record. Bases 1326 to 2048 code for a protein of 240 amino acids.
UCUUAAAUGGGCCUAGACCUAAUAUUAUCUUUUGGAAUACUCAUGGCCCUGCGUCCAAACACUCUCCAAUUUCAGCAAUCCCGCCAAAAAAAAAAAGUUUGGUCGUCGAUUCGAUUCAUCACAAUCCUUCGUUUUCGAACGAUUGUCACAGCGAUUUGAAGAAUCAAACCUGUUUUCCCCUUCAUUUGAAAAGAUUUCCGGCGUUUCCGCACGAUCCGUAUCCGGACCGGAUCGAUGUCAUGAAGUUGCUCAAUUGUCUCCAGAGAAGGGAGGCGUCUCCAUGCUCGUAAGCCCCAUCGGUAUACAUAUGGUCCGAGGAAUGCGUGCUUGAUUUCGAGCUUCUGGUUCUGAUUAUUUUUGUUUGUUAGUGCUCUGGAUUCUGAAUUGUUGAGUUAUACCAUUACCAGCUUUGAAGCGUUGUGCAGUUGUCUGGGGUUUGCUCUGAGGAAAAGAUUUUGACGAUGGAAGGCACUGGCAAUGGCAUUGAGCAUGAUCAAUAAUGCUUUGCAAUGGUUUAUUGAUCGCAAGGCAAAGUAAAAACCAAGAGGGAUAAUAAGAUCCGAUAGGGUUGAUGCAAAUAAUGGUCUGGUAUGAUCGGAUGAGAGAUUUCAUGGUCAGCAAAAUGAAUGGAAGGAUACGCCGAACUAAGGCGGAGAUUGAGGAAACAUGGAGAUUGAGGAUCUUGUUCAGCUUAGAAAACAUACCCUACAGAGAUAAUUCAUGGCCGGAGCCAUGGAGAUCGAGGAAUGGGAACUUGUCCAUACUAUGAUUCUUCCGAGUCAAUCUCUUCUAUCAAAGUCACCACGAGAAUCUCUGGGCCUAAACUUGAAAGAAUAACCUCGUCAUAAUAGAUGAGGCUCACGAUUUGGCUGGCAUUCCCAUCAGCAUGCACAGUGCGAAAAUAACAUCGUCACAGGUAAAUUUAUUCCCUUGUCAGUGUUAUCCGAAACUAUUACUGUAAGAAGCGGCCUAAGGCAUAAGGCAACAUGUACGGAGGAAUUCUACAGACCGAAAAUAUUGGUGAGGACUUAACUCCAGCAAACUGUGAAGAUAGCGACAAGAAAGAAGGGGCUUUACUGGCAGAUAAAGGGUGGGAAUAUCUCACAUCUGCAGCCAAGCUGGAGAAUCAAAUGAUACAAUAGGGGACCAUAUAUGAACUUGGUAUAAAUGUGAUGAUGAUCUCUUACCUAUAAACCCUCAAAUCCAGACAUCCUCUUUUAAACUCCGUCAAGAACAGGAUCACACUGCUCUUCAACUACCACGAAAGACAGUGAAUGAUAACGAACGUUUGGUAUCUUGGAGAUUUAAGUACGAAAUAAAUAUAGAUGGAGCCUUAUCCAAAGGGAGAGCAGAGUAAGCUACUAACAGGCAAAGCUUCUAACCCUUUUUUUUUUCGAUUCAGUCUUUCACGGCGAAGACAACAACAACCUAAGAAGGGUAAGAGAACAAUUGAUAAAUUUAUGCCUUCAGGAAAUUUCAUUCGGGGUGUGGCUGAAGUCUUACACAAGGCCCUUGGAAACUUCAAGUCAAUCUGCUUCAGAGAUUACCAGAAGUUACGAAACCGUCAACUGUUCUUUCCCUUCUCCUGCAGUGGCCGCUGCCCAGAGGAACCCUUCUCCAGUAUAUAUGAUGAAGAGGAGAAUGAGUUCCAAAAAUCCGAGCAAGGCGACAAGAAAAACGCGCUGAUGGAAGAGUCAUCCACAGUACAAGAAACAAAAUAUGAAAGUCCUGUACCACAAAAGAAGAAAGGCCCACGUCUGAAAAAGAGAAAGGUUUUGCAAAUAUCCAACGAGGAAACAGAGAGAAGAGACGAGGCAUUGGCGCAAAAGAUGAAAGACUAUAACAUGAUGGAUAUGAGAGACGACACGGACCAUGCAUUGGACAUAAGAGAGGCGCUUCGUUGUUACUCAAGGAUCAGAAGCCCUGUGUACCUUGACAUUGUUGACAACUUCUUCACGGACAUGUACCAUGAAUUCGCCGAUCCACACACCUCUUGCAGUGACAACAUCUUGAUAAACAGGGCAGGGUCUUUCAGUUUCAGGCAGUAGCUAUUCAAGCCCGUGUGUUCGUAAGCAUCUCUUACAUGUUAAAUCUCUGCCGCACCCUUCUGUUUCCGUCUAAUCGACUCCAUCUCGUUGUAUUGUUUCUUGCAAAACAGUAACAAACAGGCUAGACUUGGACUGGGAAGUGGCACAUCAGCAAGCAACGAGAAGCAAAAGGGUAGAAGACAAAACAAUCAAUGAUGUCAUCAAACGGAGCGAUUUUGUAUCUAUUUUCCCAUUAUAUAGGAUAUUGUUUUCCUGAACUAAAAUCUAGCUUCCCUUUAUACUUUUUACCUCAAGCGUGAAGACAAAACCCUUUAGAAAACAUAUGGCAUCUGUCAUUUGGUCGGGA